Messenger RNA from Camponotus floridanus (Florida carpenter ant), 2797 nucleotides. RefSeq names its product N-terminal kinase-like protein (gene yata). Bases 321 to 2666 code for a protein of 781 amino acids. Gene Ontology annotation, biological process: protein phosphorylation. NCBI's taxonomy places the organism in Eukaryota, Metazoa, Arthropoda, Insecta, Hymenoptera, Formicidae. The transcript has 13 exons. The record is from RefSeq and is a predicted model, not a curated record. Gene Ontology annotation, molecular function: ATP binding; protein kinase activity.
AUACUCGCCAUACACACAUAUCACACGCACAUUGUACGACUUUCAUAAGAUUCAUGUUUCAUGUUAGUGUUAAUUGGUCCAAGUUUAUACUGACAAAUCACUGAUUAAUUGAACUGAUUAAUUGUAUAUAAAAAUGACGUAUCACUGUAUUCAUACGUGUGUCAUUGUGGAAACCCGAGGAGCCCGCAACUUCGGAUUUUUCGCGCGCCCGUGACAUUUUUAUACCUUCACAGAUCUGAGCUUCUGUUUGAUGAUAAUGUCAAUAAUACAUUACAUUGGAUGUACACUUUAUAUAUAGGUAAAAGUUUAAGCUUUACACAAUGUGGUCCUUCUUUUCAAGAGACCCUGCCAAGGAUUUCCCGUAUGAUAUCGGGGAACCUAUUUCAGGCUUGGAAAACAAGAGUAUCUGGACACUACACAGAGCUAAGAGAAAGGGCACCAUAACAGGUGAAGAUGUUUCAGUUUUUGUCUUUGACAUUAAAAAUGGAGGAGAGCAACAAUUGGAUAUUGUUCGCUCAUCUGUAAAGAGGCUUAAAACACUUAGGCAUCCAAGUAUACUUGCGUAUCUUGAUAGUCUUGAGACUGAUAAAAUGGUUUACUUAGCCACAGAACGUGUGGAGCCAUUAUAUAAUCGUUUGACACAGAAAUGCAAUUCUGAAAAUGACUCCAAGAAAGAAUUAUACUUUUCCUGGGGUAUAUUUCAAAUUACAAGGGCACUUAACUUCUUAAAUAAUGAUGGGAAUUUACGGCAUAAUAAUGUCAAUCUGUGGACAGUGUUUGUUAACGAAGAAAGCGGUGAAUGGAAACUCGGCGGUGUUGAGUAUAUGACGGCUGUGGAUUCAUUAUACAAUUUCUUACCUUCAACUUUCCAAGUGUACCAGCCGCCAGAGGCUAAAGAAAAUACAAAACCAAUAACUAAAUGCUCAGUCGACAUGUGGGGACUCGGCUGUUUAAUCUGGGAAACGUACAAUGGCACUUUUAAUAUCAACUCGCAACUUAAAAUUACAGGUCAAAUUCCGAAGCAAAUAACAGCAGUAUAUCGAGAAUUAACGGGAGCUAAUCCGGAAGGAAGACCAAAUCCUGCAGAUGUGAUAGCACGUUGCCGCAGUAACGGAGGAUUCUUCAAAAACGAUCUCGUUGACGCUCUAUUGUUCCUGGAAGAGAUUCAGAUGAAGGAGAGGGGUGAGAAAAUUCGAUUUUUCUCGCAAUUGGCCACGCAGUUGGAUUCGUUUCCCGAUGGUGUCGGCAGAUACAAGAUUUUACCGCAAUUACUGGCGGCCUUUGAAUUCGGAGAUGCCGGAAGUGCAGUCUUGCCGCCGUUGUUACAAUUAGGCUCUCAAUUACCCGAUGCUGAAUAUCAGCGUCGAGUAGUGCCGUGCGUCGUCAAGUUGUUUGCGUCAAAUGAUAGAGCAACAAGAUUACGGUUAUUGCAACAAUUGGAUCGAUUCAUUGAUCAUCUGCAAUCAGCAACUGUUAAUGAAGCUAUCUUUCCUCAUGUUGCAAACGGUUUUCUCGAUACAAAUCCGGCGAUCAAGGAAGAAACGAUAAGAUCAGUCGUACAUUUAGCGCCAAAAUUAGAUUAUAAUAAUCUUAAUGUCGAGACUUUAAAACAUUUCGUAAAGCUUCAGUCAAAGGAUGAACACGGCAGUAUUCGCACGAAUACAACAGUUUGCCUUGGAAAAAUUGCUCAACAUCUUCAUCCUCAAAUAAGACAGAAGGUAUUGCUUAGCGUAUUUAUCCGCGGAACUCGCGAUUCCUUUCCGCCAGCCAGAAUUGCAAGUAUACUGGCUUUGGCUGCAACGCAGCAAUACUUUCUGCUGCAGGAAGUUGCAAAUCGCAUUCUACCAGCUUUGUGUCCACUUACUACAGACGUGGACAAAGGUGUACGAGACAAUGCAUUCCGAACCAUCCGAGGUUUUUUAUCGAAGCUCGAAACAGUUUCUGAAGAUCCUGGGCUUCGCGAAUCGAUGGAAGCGGAUGUGAAUACUGCUACCCCCAGCCUCAGUAACGCCGCAGCAACAUGGGCUGGAUGGGCCGUUACUGCGGUCACGGCAAAAUUCUAUCGCAGUCAAUCUGAUACGCCAAAAUCUUCAAAUGCCCAUAAUACAUCUAGGAUCUUGUUAAAUAAACCUGCUUCCUUAGAGCAAGCUAGUAGCUCUCAAAGCAGCGCCAGCACAACUGCCACAACGAGCAGCGCGACAAGCAUGACUUCCCUCGAUCCCGAUCACGAACACGAUACACAAAAUACUCAAAAUACGAAUUCUGAUUGCGAUUGGGAUUGCUGGGAUGCCGAUAAUUGGGGAGAUAUGGAGCAGCAGCCCGCCGCUACGUCAUCAGUAUCAUUGAAUCCAGCUAAUAGUAAAUCACCGUCCGGCCAUUCCCCUAAGACUAAUGAACAGUGGACCAGCCUUGAAGAAGAACCGGAAGAGGAAACAAUCCAAGGUGUUCAAGAAAAAAAUGAUUCUUCCGAAGUAGGAUGGGAUGAAUCGGAGUUUCAACCUCUUGAAGAUGUUCAGCACUUAGAGCAACCAAACGUUCCUAGUGGGAAUAAUAAAUUUGAAGAAGCAAGGAGGAAACGAGAAGAGCGUAAAUUAGCUAGGCAAAGACAGAUGGAAGCAAAACGAGCAGUGAAAUUACGAGCCAAUCCAACUGCGAAAAAAAUUUAAGUAAUUACACGCCAUAUAUAUAUUAAUUAUUCUAUUGUACAUUAAGUAAAUUAAAUAUUACAAAUAAUACAAUGAAAGUAUUUUCUGUAUUUAUAACUUAUCUGAUGUAAGAAAGAAGUUUAUCCAAAAAA